AUGGAAACUUGCGCCAUAUGCCUCGAAAAUUUAGAAAGCCAAGAUCGCGGAAUUCUUUAUCCAUGCAAACACUCUUUGUUUCAUUCUUCAUGUGUUUCGCAUUGGGGAGAUAUUUGCAAUAAGUGUCCUGUUUGCAAGAUGACUUUCCAAAAUAUCAAUGAUAUGAAAGUAGAAGAUCAAAACAACCUGCCCAAACGAAUAAUAAUUUACAAGCGGGAUUUAAGUGAAAGUGAGUAUGAAAGUAGCGACGAAAGUGAAUUUGAAGGUGAAAUAGAACCAAUUCAAUAUCCUCCCAGAGCGAGAUUACCCAGAAAAUGUAGAGUACAUAGCGCCUUAAAAAUUUAA
Blepharisma stoltei is the source of this 345-nucleotide messenger RNA. The record is from the annotation of a GenBank genome assembly. Lineage: Eukaryota; Ciliophora; Heterotrichea; Heterotrichida; Blepharismidae.